Molecule: messenger RNA, 546 nt
Organism: Blepharisma stoltei
Lineage: Eukaryota; Ciliophora; Heterotrichea; Heterotrichida; Blepharismidae
Source: the annotation of a GenBank genome assembly
AUGUUUUACAUCUUUACAUCCCGUUUCAAAAAAGCUGAAGAAGUCUUAAACAUUUUAGCAGAAAAAUAUAAUCAUUUUGUUUCUGAUGUCAAAUUUUUUAUUGAUAUGGCAAGAGUAGCCCUACACAUUUUUUCUGGCGAUGGUUUAUUAAGAAACGAUCAAGCAUUUGAAGGUAUAAAAAAUGAAAUUCGAACAUUAACCCUUCCCCCCCCCUGCUCCGAAAGCAUGAAAACUUUUUUUCAAACUUUUCAAAAAGCCUGUAAUGAAUCAAAAUUUUGGAAUGAUUUACUUGAAAAACUAUUCGACACAAUAAUUUCACAAUUCCCACACAGAAACCCUCUUUUUGCAUAUAUAUACCAGCUCAAAUCUAAGCUUGAAGAAAACUUAGGAAAUCAUGAGGAAGCUAGAGAAUGUUUAUUUAAAUCUUUGGAAAUAUUGAGAAAGUUUGUAUCGCCAAAAAACAUUCAAGUCAUAAAGACCGAAGAAAAAAUUGUGGAGAUAGAAAAAGAAAUAAAGCCGCGUCACAACAAACAAAUUUGCUUCUAA